This is a messenger RNA of Suillus subaureus, 1236 nucleotides long. Its product is annotated as DNA glycosylase. Bases 1 to 1236 code for a protein of 411 amino acids. The record is from RefSeq and is a predicted model, not a curated record. The transcript has 5 exons. Lineage: Eukaryota; Fungi; Basidiomycota; Agaricomycetes; Boletales; Suillaceae. Gene Ontology annotation, cellular component: nucleus. Gene Ontology annotation, molecular function: DNA-(apurinic or apyrimidinic site) endonuclease activity; oxidized pyrimidine nucleobase lesion DNA N-glycosylase activity; DNA binding. Gene Ontology annotation, biological process: base-excision repair; base-excision repair, AP site formation; nucleotide-excision repair.
AUGUCGUCGCAACGACGGGUGUCAGGAGCUAUUACUAGACUCUCAGCGCGUGCGAGCCCAUAUCACAGUGCAGUCACUUUGCUUGAAGCCGGAAAUGCGCAUCAGCCGUCAACAUCACUGUCCCCUAGCCCAAAGUCGUCGAAGCGUAUCAAGCUCGAGGUUGAAUCCAAGACCUCGAAUAUCUCAGACCGGGCACGUUCCACUGCAAGCCUACGGAAGACGUCACCAACUUUGAAGCUAGAAGAGACGGUAUCUGAAGAAGAUACGAAUUCGAAAGUGAAGGUCAAGUCCGCCAAGAAACCUAAACUGAUACCACAGUCUCUGGACACUCCACAUCCUGCUCCACCACGCUGGAAGGAGGUGUAUGACUCGAUCAAAGAGAUGCGCACGCAAACUGUCGCUCCUGUAGACACUAUGGGGUGCGAACAAACCCAGCACAAGGAGACAGACCCAAAGAACCGACGGUUUGCUAUACUAGUUUCUCUGAUGCUAUCUUCCCAAACGAAAGAUGAAGUCACGAAUGCAGCUGUUCAAAAGCUGCGAGCUGCCGUAGGAGGCACGCUAUCUGUUGCCGCCAUCAUAUCUGCGGAUGAUUCUACAAUAUCAGAUGCGAUAGCAAAAGUUGGCUUCUGGCGACGGAAGACUGGGUAUAUUAAGAAGACGGCUUUACGGUUACGGGACGACUUUGAUUCAGAGGUACCCAAGACGGUGGAUGAGCUAUGCUCAUUGCCAGGAGUCGGACCUAAAAUGGCGUUUCUUACGCUUCAUGUCGCCUGGAAUCUCAAUCACGGUAUUGGUGUGGAUGUGCACGUUCAUCGUAUUACUAACAGGUUGGGAUGGCAUCAACGGCCCACCAAGAAGCCUGAAGAAACGAGGUUAAAUAUCCAGUCCUGGUUACCCAUCGAAUUGCAUCGCGAAAUCAACCACAUGCUCGUCGGCUUUGGUCAGACCAUUUGCGUCCCUGUGGGACCGAAGUGCGACUCGUGCACGUUGAGCACUAAAGGGCUUUGUCCAAGUGCCAAUACAACUCUCCCGAAAAGCCCGAAGAAACGCAAGAGACAAUCUUCUGCAAACAUUGAGCGCGAUUCUAGGACCAAAGAUCGAUAUUGCAAUCGAGUCUUGAACUAUGAAGAGUUGAUGUUCUUCCGCCCCCCACCCAGUAAUGCAUGCAUAUAUUUUGUGAUGUCUAUAUUCAAUAACUUACUAGCAACUCACACAAAUAAUUACCCAGAUUAA